AUGCUUCGAAAAAAGCUUAAACUAAGUGCAAACAAUGAAAAUGAUGAUGAAACAUUGAAUGAUUCAGUUCCCAACGUGCAAUUACUUCAAAAUUCUUAUUCAGUGACAUUUGAAUUUGAAUUUUGGGAAAAAAUUUGGAAAGUAGAGCAAGAACUUGCAAACGAGUUGUCAAAGAUUGAUUUCAAAUGCGAUAAAAACAUUGCGGCUGUUUACAAUCCUCUUGACUAUGCUGGAGAUGUUCAUAAGAAUUUUAUGAAGAAAUAUUUAAAGAAGUCUCCAACAGUUCCUUUUGGUAAUGUUCCUUCUGUAAGAGAUUGGAUGAAAAUUGAAGGAGUUGUGAAUAAACCAGACAAUGAAAUAACAGCAAAACCCAUUGAAGGAUUCAACUGCAAUAGAGAAGAACAAAGUGGUAAAAGAUUCUGGGGUGUCCUGGAGGAACUUUGCGGUGAUCCUGAUAACUUUUUUCAACAUUGCUUUGUAUACAACAUUUGUCCUUUGGCAUUCCUCACGUCAACAGGUCGGAACAUCACACCGCCAGAAAUAAAAGGAGAAGGAAAAUCGAAACUAAAUACAACUUGUCUCAACUACCUCACACAAGCAUUAAAUAUUUUAAAUCCAAAAAUCAUAAUCAGCGUUGGAAGUUACGCCAACGAUCGAAUCAAGGAACUGAAAAAGAAAAAACUUAUUCCUGAUACAAUUGAUUGUAAACUCAUUCCUCAUCCAAUUUUUCUCGUCAAAUUAAACACAAUGGAAAUUUACAUGCACGAAGCUUUAAGUGAAGCGAAGAAAUCACUUCAUGAAUUUAAUGAAGUUCCAGUUGGAUGUGUUUUCAUUUACCAUAAUAAUAUAAUUGCGCGUGGUCAUAAUCUUGUAAAUAAAACUGUCAAUCCAACGCGUCACGCCGAGUUUGUUUGCAUUGAUGAAGUUUUAAAUUACUGCAAAGAAAAACAAUUAAAUCAUGACGAAGUUUUUAGUGAAGUCAUUGUCGUUGUUUCCGUGGAGCCAUGCAUAAUGUGUAUGAGUGCAUUGUGCAAUUUAAGAGUUAAGGAAAUCAUUUACGGAUGUAAAAAUGAUCGUUUUGGAGGUUCUACUGUAGUCAAUGUUGCAGACUUUCUUAAACCAGAGACAAAGGUCAAAGGAGGUGUCAUAGAAGACGAAGCAAUGCAAUUACUUAAAGAAUUUUAUCAAGGCGAAAAUCCACUGGCACCGAUCUCAGCGAAACAAAAGAAAAAGAAAUAA
Messenger RNA from Clunio marinus, 1239 nucleotides. The record is from the annotation of a GenBank genome assembly. Lineage: Eukaryota; Metazoa; Arthropoda; Insecta; Diptera; Chironomidae.